Messenger RNA from Capsicum annuum, 1147 nucleotides. Its product is annotated as transcription factor bHLH104. The record is from RefSeq and is a predicted model, not a curated record. Gene Ontology annotation, biological process: regulation of DNA-templated transcription; intracellular iron ion homeostasis. The transcript has 5 exons. Bases 283 to 960 code for a protein of 225 amino acids. Gene Ontology annotation, molecular function: DNA-binding transcription factor activity; protein dimerization activity. NCBI's taxonomy places the organism in Eukaryota, Viridiplantae, Streptophyta, Magnoliopsida, Solanales, Solanaceae.
GUCAGAUGAAAUUACCUGGCCAUGAAUAUCAAAAUCAAAAUCACAUUAGAAAAAAGCGGCGCCACCAAUAAUUGAUACACGUGUAACACAUUUAUUGGUUACCCCUUCCGCCUCCGAAUCUUGACUUGUGACUCUUCUUUUACCAUCAUCAUCAUCUCAAUCUUGAAAAAACUUUUUUCCCCAAAACUAUUUCACUAAUUUUCAAUUAGAUUUUAAUCCCGAAACAAUUAAUCCAAAUUCAGUUUAGUUUUAAUCCUUUAUAUUUCUUAUUUUUAAAUCGAAAUGGAUCAAUUUGAUUCAUUUCGAGAUGAUAAUUGGGACUUAAUUGAUAUCAAUAACUUCAUUGAUGACGUGCCGUCUGAUUUUUUCUGGAAUGAUCAAACCCAGAAUCUGAGAACUGUAGCAGAACUCGAGGCACCUCUCAGCGGUGCUGCAUUUCAGGAGUGUUUAGAAACAGAAUGCCCCAGGAAGAGAGGUCGUAACGAGUCUUGCAGCAAACAAGGGAACAAAGCUUGCCGUGAGAGAUUAAGAAGGGAAAAAUUGAAUGAAAGGUUUUCAGAGUUAUGUUCUGUUCUGGAACCCGGUAAACCUGUGAAAACAGACAAAAUGGCCAUACUUGGUGAUGCCAUUCGUGUUCUAAACCAGCUGAAGACUGAAUCUGAGGAAUACAAAGAGAUGAACCAAAAGCUUAUGGAAGAGAUCAAGAUGUUGAAGGCAGAGAAGAAUGAACUUCGUGAAGAGAAACUCGCACUGAAGGCAGACAAAGAGAGGAUGGAGCAAGAGUUGAAAGCUACGGCUGCUCCAGCAAGUUUUAUUCCACCUCAUCCAGCAGCAUUUCAGCCGGCAGUAAAUAAGAUGGCAGUUUUCCCUAGUUAUGGUUUUGUGCCAAUGUGGCAGUAUCUACCGCCAUCUUCGCGGGACACAUCUCAAGAUCAUCAGCUCAGGCCUCCUGCUGCUUGAGAAUCUUGCAAAUGAUGUAUGGCAUUUUCUCCCCCAUUCGUGUAAAUAGUGGCAACAAAUUAAUCUAUUUUUACUCUCUUAGUCAUCUUUGCCUCCUUUGGGUUUCCUCAUUUUCUCGAUAUUUAAUUUGAGGGAGGAACAUGUAUGGUAGAUAAUUUUAUCUAGAUGGAAUUGGAUUUGAUUGACA